Opisthorchis viverrini is the source of this 963-nucleotide messenger RNA. RefSeq lists its product as hypothetical. The record is from RefSeq and is a predicted model, not a curated record. NCBI's taxonomy places the organism in Eukaryota, Metazoa, Platyhelminthes, Trematoda, Opisthorchiida, Opisthorchiidae. The annotation marks the transcript as partial. Gene Ontology annotation, molecular function: ATP binding; protein serine/threonine kinase activity. The transcript has a single exon. Gene Ontology annotation, biological process: signal transduction; peptidyl-serine phosphorylation. Gene Ontology annotation, cellular component: cytoplasm; nucleus.
AUGAAAUCUACCAAAUCAGUAGCUGAAAGUAAUGAUGGGUCGUACGAUAGCUUGUCGGAAUUCGUAGUCAACCGAGAAUGGCGCCUGAUAAAACGCAUUGGUGCCGGGUCCUUUGGUGAAAUAUUUCUGGCUGCCCACAAAAAAACAAAUGAGCAAGCUGCAGUGAAGUUAGAGGUGUAUAAAUCUGGUAUACCAGUGCAACUACAAACGGAAUUUCAUCUCCUGAGGGCACUCAGUAACAAUCCCGGAAUAACCAAAAUUUACUGGUUCGGGCGAGAUGGCGUUCAGAACUUAUACACAGCUUUGGUCAUGGAGUACUUGGGGCCAAGCCUAGAAGACUUGCAUGUCUACUGUGAAUGCAAGUUCUCUUUAAAAACCGUGGCAAUGCUGGCAGAUCAAAUGAUAAAACGGAUUGAGACCCUUCAUCGGAACUGUCUGAUUCACCGUGAUAUAAAGCCGGACAAUUUCGUCAUGGGUGUUGGGGCUAAUUUCAACACAGUUUACGUGAUUGAUUUCGGGUUGUCAAAAUACUACAUGGAUCCAAAAACAAAAGAGCAUUGCGCAUUUCGCGACUUUCGAAACCUGACUGGAACGGCCCGAUAUUGCAGUAUCAAUGCCCAUGCCGGUUACGAGCAAUCCAGACGGGAUGACCUGGAAUCGCUUGGUUACGUUUUCCUCUAUUUUAUCAGAGGGAGUCUUCCGUGGCAAGGGUUACAAGCCGACAGUAAACGUGAAAAAUUUCGAAAAAUAUAUAAGACAAAACUGAGCAUGCGCACAGAAACUCUUUGUCAAGGGUUGCCUGAGGAAUUCGCUAAAUACCUGAACUAUUGCCGAAACCUUGCGUUUGAAGAAGAACCAAAGUACAAAUAUCUCCGCGGUUUGUUUUGGCGUAUAAUGGAGAAAAAGUCCUACAAAUAUGACUGUCAGUUUGAUUGGAAUGAAAACCUGGCUGAUGAGGCAAGC